UGCGCCGACCAAUGGGACGUGUGCGGCCUGCUCGUGCGGGCGGUGGCAGAACGGGCGAGGGGCGGGGGCGCGCUCGCGAGCCGGAUGUAUAAAGGCGAGGCCGGGCGGGCGCGCGCUCUGCUCUAGCUGUCCUGGCGGCGCCAACUGAAGCGCCAGCCUCCCUGCCCGCGCCGACAUGCUGUGUCGCGCUCUGCUCUGCCUGGCCCUGGCCGCGGCCACCGGCGUCCGCGCUGACGCCCCCGAGGAGGAGGACCACGUCCUGGUCCUGAAGAAGAGCAACUUCGAGGAGGCGCUGGCGGCCCACAAGUACCUGCUAGUGGAGUUCUAUGCCCCCUGGUGUGGUCACUGCAAAGCACUGGCCCCUGAGUAUGCCAAAGCAGCUGGGAAGCUGAAGUCAGAGGGUUCCGAGAUCCGACUGGCCAAAGUGGAUGCCACCGAAGAGUCCGAUCUGGCUCAGCAGUACGGCGUCCGUGGCUACCCUACCAUCAAGUUCUUCAAGAAUGGAGACACAGCUUCCCCCAAAGAAUACACAGCUGGCAGGGAGGCAGAUGACAUCGUGAACUGGCUGAAGAAGCGUACAGGCCCUGCCGCCACCACGCUGGCUGAUGGCAGCGCUGCUGAGUCCCUGGUGGAGUCCAGUGAGGUGGCUGUCAUUGGCUUUUUCAAGGACGUGGAGUCGGACUUUGCCAAGCAGUUCUUGUUGGCGGCAGAGUCCAUUGAUGACAUCCCCUUUGGGAUCACUUCCAACAGUGACGUGUUCUCCAAGUACCAGCUCCAGAAGGACGGGGUUGUCCUCUUCAAGAAGUUUGAUGAAGGCCGGAACAACUUUGAUGGGGAGAUGACCAAGGAGGGCCUCCUCAACUUCAUCAGGCACAACCAGCUGCCGCUGGUCAUUGAGUUCACCGAGCAGACAGCCCCGAAGAUCUUCGGAGGGGAAAUCAAGACUCACAUCCUGCUGUUCCUGCCAAAGAGCGUGUCUGACUACGAUGGCAAGCUAAGCAGCUUCAAAAAGGCAGCAGAGAGCUUCAAGGGCAAGAUCCUGUUCAUCUUCAUCGACAGUGACCACACUGACAACCAGCGCAUCCUCGAGUUCUUCGGCCUCAAGAAGGAGGAGUGCCCUGCGGUGCGUCUCAUCACCCUGGAAGAGGAGAUGACCAAGUACAAGCCCGAGUCUGACGAGCUGACGGCAGAUAAGAUCAAGGAUUUCUGUGACCAGUUCUUGGCAGGCAAGAUCAAGCCCCACCUGAUGAGCCAGGAGCUGCCUGAGGACUGGGACAAGCAGCCCGUCAAAGUGCUGGUCGGGAGGAACUUUGAGGAGGUUGCCUUUGAUGAGAAGAAGAAUGUCUUUGUGGAGUUCUAUGCUCCGUGGUGUGGUCACUGCAAACAGCUGGCACCCAUCUGGGACAAGCUGGGUGAGACGUACAAGGACCACGAGAACAUCGUCAUCGCCAAGAUGGACUCCACCGCCAACGAGGUGGAGACCGUGAAAGUGCACAGCUUUCCCACCCUCAAGUUCUUCCCCGCCAGCGCCGACAAGACGGUCAUUGACUACAAUGGGGAGCGGACACUGGAAGGGUUCAAGAAGUUCUUGGAGAGUGGUGGACAGGACGGGGCAGGGGACGAAGACGAUCUGGAGGACUUGGAGGAGGCUGAGGAGCCAGACCUGGAAGAGGAUGAUGACCAGAAAGCUGUGAAGGACGAACUGUGA
Molecule: messenger RNA, 1708 nt
Organism: Chrysochloris asiatica (Cape golden mole)
Lineage: Eukaryota; Metazoa; Chordata; Mammalia; Afrosoricida; Chrysochloridae
Gene: P4HB
Product: prolyl 4-hydroxylase, beta polypeptide
Exons: 11
Coding region: 176-1708 (510 amino acids)
Biological process (GO): protein folding; response to endoplasmic reticulum stress
Cellular component (GO): external side of plasma membrane; endoplasmic reticulum
Molecular function (GO): protein disulfide isomerase activity
Source: RefSeq, a predicted model, not a curated record